Messenger RNA from Gorilla gorilla gorilla (western lowland gorilla), 2821 nucleotides. It is a transcript of the gene PPIF, whose product is annotated as peptidylprolyl isomerase F. Gene Ontology annotation, molecular function: peptidyl-prolyl cis-trans isomerase activity; cyclosporin A binding. Gene Ontology annotation, biological process: protein folding; protein peptidyl-prolyl isomerization. The record is from RefSeq and is a predicted model, not a curated record. NCBI's taxonomy places the organism in Eukaryota, Metazoa, Chordata, Mammalia, Primates, Hominidae. The transcript is spliced from 6 exons. Gene Ontology annotation, cellular component: cytoplasm. The coding region runs from base 404 to 1327 and encodes 307 amino acids.
AGUCCUGGGGAGGGCUGGGGGCCUGAAAGGAGCAUGAUGAGCCCAGGCUGCGUUUUCAGUCUUGCUAGAAGCAGGUUUGGUCCCUAGAAACAACUAGAGACAGGCCCAGGCCAGGACAAACAGGCUAGGGGGCAUCAUGGGAGGUGUCUCAGCUUAUCUCCUCCCUCUUGCGCCUCUAGCUCACUAAUCCCGCCUCUCAUCUCACCUUUCUCUAACCCUCUCAGACUGCAGGACCUAGGGCAGCAGGGAAGCUUAUUUGGCCUGAGCCUUACCUACAAAGGGCUCAAAGGUAGACUUUUGCUAUUACAUUCAAAUUGCAACGUAUAGAUGCUCAUAUUUUGGAAUUAAUUACAUUUUAGCAGUUUUUCUUUGUUUAAAAAAAUCUGCUGGUACCUUAAUAAACAUGGAACCAGCAACCUUUUGCCGGAUGUCUGUCCUCCGGGUCUCUGGGCCUGGAGGCGGGAGUGUUUCAAAGCACUUCACGCUCCGCGGCCCCACCGGCUGGCUGCGCUGCCCGCUGCGGCCGGCAGGGGUCGUCCACGGACAGGCCUGGAGGAGGCGAGACGGGGGCGGGGCCGGGAACCUGGGCAGGCCAAUAAAGGCUGCGGCGCGCGGCUGCGCGGGACUCGGCCUUCUGGGCGCGCGCGACGUCAGUUUGAGUUCUGUGUUCUCCCCGCCCGUGUCCCGCCCGACCCGCACCGCGAUGCUGGCGCUGCGCUGCGGCUCCCGCUGGCUCGGCCUGCUCUCCGUCCCGCGCUCCGUGCCGCUGCGCCUCCCCGCGGCCCGCGCCUGCAGCAAGGGCGCCGGCGACCCGUCCUCUUCCUCUUCCUCCGGGAACCCGCUCGUGUACCUGGACGUGGACGCCAACGGGAAGCCGCUCGGCCGCGUGGUGCUGGAGCUGAAGGCAGAUGUCGUCCCAAAGACAGCUGAGAACUUCAGAGCCCUGUGCACUGGUGAGAAGGGCUUCGGCUACAAAGGCUCCACCUUCCACAGGGUGAUCCCUUCCUUCAUGUGCCAGGCGGGCGACUUCACCAACCACAACGGCACAGGCGGGAAGUCCAUCUACGGAAGCCGCUUUCCUGACGAGAACUUUACACUGAAGCACGUGGGGCCAGGUGUCCUGUCCAUGGCUAAUGCUGGUCCUAACACCAAUGGCUCCCAGUUCUUCAUCUGCACCAUAAAGGCAGACUGGUUGGAUGGCAAGCAUGUUGUGUUCGGUCACGUCAAAGAGGGCAUGGACGUCGUGAAGAAAAUAGAAUCUUUCGGCUCUAAGAGUGGGAGGACAUCCAAGAAGAUUGUCAUCACAGACUGUGGCCAGUUGAGCUAAUCUGUGGCCAGGGUGCUGGCACGGUGGCAGCUGCAAAUGUCCAUGCACCCAGGUGGCCGCGUUGGGCUGUCAGCCAAGGUGCCUGAAACGAUACGUGUGCCCACUCCACCGUCACGGUGUGCCUGAGGAAGGCUGCUAGGGAUGUUAGACCUCGGCCAGGACCCACCACAUUGCUUCCUAAUACCCACCCUUCCUCACGACCUCAUUUCUGGGCAUCUUUGUGGACGUGAUGUCACCCACCCCUUGUCAAGCAUUGCCUGUGAUUGCCCAGCCCAGAUUCAUCUGUGCCUUGGACAUGGUGAUGGUGAUGGGUUGCCAUCCAAGUGAAGGUCUUUUCCUUGACCAAGGGGGACAGUCAGUUUUGCAAAAGGACUCUUAAUACCUGUUUAAUAUUGUCUUCCUAAUUGGGAUAAUUUAAUUAACAAGAUUGACUAGAAGUGAAACUGCAACACUAACUUCCCCAUGCUGUGGUGUGACCUGAGUUGGUGACACAGGCCACAGACCCCAGAACUUGGCUUUUGAAACACAACUCAGGGCUUUUGUGAAGCUUCCCCCCGCUGAGAUCUUUCCUCCUGGUUACUGUGAAGCCUGUUGGUUUGCUGCUGUCGUUUUUGAGGAGGGCCCAUGGGGGUAGGAGCAGUUGAACCUGGGAACAAACCUCACUUGAGCUGUGCCUAGACAAUGUGAAUUCCUGUGUUGCUAACAGAAGUGGCCUGUAAGCUCCUGUGCUCCGGAGGGAAGCAUUUCCUGGUAGGCUUUGAUUUUUCUGUGUGUUAAAGAAAUUCAAUCUACUGAUGAUGUAUUAUGCAUAAAACAUUUCUAGAACAUGGAUUUGUGUUCACCUUAAAUGUGAAAAUAAAUCCUAUUUUCUAUGGAAGACUGGUACCUGGUUUCUGGAAGAGGGGUCUGUAACUUGGAGCUGAUCUUUACUGAGCUCGCCAUGGCAGAUGCCAUGCUCAGGAUGUUCAUGUGGAUGGUUUCAUGUCAUCGUGCUGGCAUCUUGUCCUCCCUGCCUUAGAGAUGAGGCUCAGACAAACGACCUUAGCACCCAUAGCCUAUGCCAUGAGCACUGGCUCCACCCUGAAUCCCAGCUCCUCCCCUUAGUGACCCCAAGUCUGUUUCCCUCAGCUGCAUAAGGAGGCGAUAUAGUUUGAAUAUUUGUCCCCAGCCAGAUCUCAUGUUGAACUGUAAUCCCCAAUGCUGGAGGUGGGGCCUGGUACGAGGUGUUUGGAUCAUGGGGACGGGUAUUUCAUGGCUUGGUGCUGUUUUCUUGAUAGUGAAUUAUUGCAAGAUAUGGUCAUUUAAAAUUGUGUGGCACCUCCCCCUGCCCCCUUCUUGCUCCUGCUUUCACCAUGUGACAUGCCUCAUCCCCCUUCACCUUUUGCCAUGGUCAUAAGCUUCCUGAGGCCUCCCUGGAAGCUGAGCAGAUGCCAGCACCAUGCUUCCUGUACAUCCUGCAGAACCAUAAGCCAAUUAAACCUCUUUAAUAAUAAA